Messenger RNA from Striga asiatica, 675 nucleotides. NCBI's taxonomy places the organism in Eukaryota, Viridiplantae, Streptophyta, Magnoliopsida, Lamiales, Orobanchaceae. The record is from the annotation of a GenBank genome assembly.
AUGGAUGAAUUUGAAAAAUAUACAUCUCGGCUAAGAAAAGAGGAAAAGAGCGAAACGGAAAAUGCGUGGGAGGGGCUGCGAGUGUGGGUUUUAUGUACGAAGGUGGAGCUGAGCAUGAGGUUUGGAGAGGAUGGAAAGUCUACCACCAUCGCGAGGAAGGCCAUCGUCGGCUGGCUUAUCUCGCUUCUCGACCCCAACCACCAUGAUUCGAUUAUGGAGUUGGUUGUCGCCACCGUGUCACUGCUCGUCUCCUCCAGCGAUUUGGCGUGCGUUCAAGGAGGGUUCCCUCGAUCCCCUGCUCAGAAUCAUCGAAUGCGGCUCCAUGCUGGUGAAAAAAAAAGCCACCGCAACCGUCAAUUCACCCAAAUCCACGCCGUUUGCUCCGGCGCUGCGGAAAGGCGAUGGUACUGCCCUGUUGCUCCGGUGCGGGGGUUCGGUGAUGGAGCGGCUCAAGUGCUGUUUGUGGUGCUGCUCUGUCUCUGUUUCUCGAUCGUUGACCAUCGUAGAGCUGCGGUGGGUUUUGGACGAGGUGAGGCUCUAUGGGAAGGGGUCGGGUGCGGCUCUAGAGGCUCACGGCUUACGGCUGGAGUGGCUAGGGCUGCUUCUAUGGAUCUGCUCCUCUCUCCGAUUCUCUGGCGCUGGGCCCAGGGGUGUAGUCGUGCGCAAACUCCGUAG